AUGCUAAUUCACAGCAAUCUGCGCGUCUUACCCUCAUCCAAAUGGUUCGAUUUGUUAAAUCUUAAGUAUGACUACAAGCGCUGUCGCCAUGCGCAUACUUAUGCACAACAUGUAGGUAGUAAUCUUAAAGCGAAAAUUUCAGUCAGUGAUCCACCUAUCGCAACAAUACGAAAUGUUGGUUUAAUUGCUCAUAUCGACGCUGGUAAAACGACUACUACAGAACGCAUGCUUUAUUAUGCUCGACGUAUACACUAUCUCGGUGAAGUGGAUCAUGGAGAUACUGUGACUGAUUACUUACCAGAAGAACGUGAACGUGGUAUAAGCAUUGUUACUGCAUCAGCUUCUCUGUCUUGGAGAAAUCAUAUAAUUCACUUGUUGGAUACUCCAGGACAUGUAGACUUCACAUUUGAAGUUGAACGAAGUCUAACUGUUUUAGAUAGUGUUGCCGUUAUAUUGGAUGCGGUCAAAGGUGUUCAACCUCAGACACAUACUGUGUGUCGCCAGGCCCAUCGUUACUGUCUUCCAUGUCUAAUCUAUAUCAAUAAAAUGGACCGCCCAAUGGCUAACGUCGAUCUCUGCUUACGCAGUUUAUCUAAACAGCUGCCUACAAAAGCACAUUAUAUGCCUAUUCAUUGGCCAGUAUUUUCUCAUAGUCUUAAUACAGAUAACACAUCAUCAUUAAUUAAUGCUUCGAAUACGUCUACUUCGCUUUCUAAUAAAUAUAUUAAAAACAAUGGUACCAGUCAAUUUGUUGGACUUGUAGAUUUGACUACGAUGCAAUUAAAAAAUUGGAUUUCAUGUAACGGUCCUGAUGAUGUUUAUACAUCAUCUGAUUUAUUCGAAGGUAUCAAUACAGCUACUGUAUCACAUUGCUCUCAUCUACCGAAAUCGAAAUCUUCCAUUAAAAACACUCUGAACCCAAGUGGAAUUCAAGAGGCACUAAGUGCUCGUAUGCAGCUACUAAGUACAUUGGCCGAUAUCGAUGACGAAUUUGCAGAUAAAUUCUUGCAACUCGAUCGUCCAGAUUUAUUGGUUCCUUCAGAUAUUGUUCAUAAAAGUUUAAAAAAGGCAAUUCUUUCCUUCCAAGUCAUACCAGUGUUAGUUGGUAGUAGUCGAAAUAACAUCGGGAUUCAGCCUUUAUUGGAUUUUAUUGUUGAUUACCUACCAGAUCCUAGUCAUUCCAAUAUUCCAAUCUCUAUUUUAAAGGUUUAUAAAUCGUUGAAAUCUACAUUACCGAAUCCAAGUGAUCUUUUGAAAGCCUCUAGAGACUUAGAUAAUCGUCACAGUAUUCUAUCAUCGAAUUUCCCAAUCAUGCUUGUAUUCAGGAUAUGUUUUGAUCCACAUCGUGGUCCGCUUACCUUAGUACGCAUAUAUUCCGGUGUAAUUACACCUGGUUCUCAAAUUGCUAAUUGGUCCCGAUAUAAAGAUAUACAUUUACCAGAGAAAAUCUUAAAUGUAUUUCAACUAAAUGGAGAUUCGUUAGAAGUAGUUAACAGUGCUGGACCUGGUAGUAUUAUUGCUUUAAGUGGACUUCAGUCAACGUACACAGGCGAUGUUUUAGGUCCUGUCUUGAAUUCGACUAAAAGUAGACAAGUAGAGAAUUCCAAUGGUACUGAAUUAAAUGAUACUGAAGAAAUAUUUGACAAUGGACCAGAAUCACCUUCCGUAUUUCAAGUAUCCGAACCUGUUGUAUACGCUGCGGUUGAACCUGGUAGUCGAUCCGAAAUAAAUGCACUUGAACAUGCUCUCAAUUGUAUGCAACGUGAAGAUCCGAGCUUUCAUGUGAAGUUUGAUGAAGAAACUGGACAAUGGAUAAUUUCUGGAAUGGGUGACUUACACUUGGAUGUUGUACUUUCAAGGCUGAAACGUGAAUACAAAGUUAAUGUUCGAAUGGGACCACUUCUGGUCGCUUACAAAGAAUGUCCACCACAAGAUGCUUCCAGUUCAAGUGGAUGGAGUUUUGUGGUUGGAUAUAUAAAUGGUAGUGAAAAAGCUGUUGCAAUAGGAGUGAUACUUCAACCUAAAACUAUUCAUCCACUUCACAAACCUCAGGUCAUUUUUGACCGACUUGUAGAUCAUAACAUCGUUCGUGUACGUCAUGCCAUCACCGAAGCCUGUUUGUCUGCCUUAGAGGUUAGUGGACCUAUUCUUCGUUCCCCUAUUAUUGGAGUAGAUAUUCACAUUAGUAAUAUUGUAUGUGGCCGUGUAGAACAAAUUUCAAAUGACUCGGGAUGUAUCAAUGGUCUUGGUGACUUGACUUUAGAUAAAUUAUCCAAUGCUCAGCUUUCUUCACCAUCCCUUUUAGCUUUGUUAAAAACUUGUUGCAUAAGUAGUGUAAAAAAUGCGGUAGCCAAAAUACCUAACUGGCAUAUUAUGGAGCCGAUGAUGGAAAUCGAACUUCAACUGCCUUCCCUAAAAGGUUAUGAUUCAGAAUUAUCAGCCUUUCUGUGUGACUUAACGAAUAGGCGCGCAGAAAUAAUAUCAGUGGACAACGCAGAAACCAGUUCAAACAGUAAAGACGAUAGCAGAAUGGGAGCUGAAAAAUAUCACCGUAUACGUGCAAUAGCACCGUUAUCUGAAUUAGCUAACUACUCGGCUACUAUCAGACGUCUUUCGUCAGGACGAGCUGAAUUGAGUCUCCGGUUGGCUAAUUAUUACCCUGUUAGCUCAGAGCACCAAGCAAAACUAUUAGAUCAAUUCAGAUUCAGUCGUUCUGGAAGCACCGUGCAUUAA
Molecule: messenger RNA, 2733 nt
Organism: Schistosoma curassoni
Lineage: Eukaryota; Metazoa; Platyhelminthes; Trematoda; Strigeidida; Schistosomatidae
Source: the annotation of a GenBank genome assembly